Molecule: messenger RNA, 1118 nt
Organism: Aspergillus steynii IBT 23096
Lineage: Eukaryota; Fungi; Ascomycota; Eurotiomycetes; Eurotiales; Aspergillaceae
Product: putative GPI anchored glycoprotein
Exons: 3
Coding region: 295-924 (209 amino acids)
Source: RefSeq, a predicted model, not a curated record
AGUCGAGACUACCAGCGACUAGGAGUUCCUUAGCUGCCGCCACCGACCCAAUCAUCCCUCUUCACGUCCCUGACGAUUUUCCUACUCUGGAGUAGCGAGAUUAAAAAAAUGUAACUGGGCUGCUUAUUCUUCUUUUAAAAGACCAAGCGCCCUGUUUUUUGUUCCUGCUGCUGCCUCUGUUCCCCAUCCAGUCUUUCCUUUAGUCUCGAGACGAUCGGCCUGCCUUACACAUACAUUCCUUUGAUCCACGGCCGUUGACUGCCUUUCGUUUAAUUUAAUUCCACCACCUGCAGCAUGCAUCUUCAGUCGCUCUAUCUCGCCUUCCUGGCUUCCGUCACAUCCGUUGUCGCCAACGAUGUAGUUUCGAUCUUUCUUCCAGAGGCUGAUCCUCAGCCGAUCGUCGGAAAGGUUAUCGGUGUUGACGGCCCUGUCACUUCCUAUGUCCUCUACUGUGCCCCUGGCACCGAUGACGACGAAUGUGGACUCCCCUCCAGUGGUUACACCGUCGCCCAAGGCCCCUCCACCUACCAUAUGAUUUACAGCUACCAGGACUACGUCCAAAGCCAAGGAUGCAAGCUCGGCAACAAAUCCGUCAUCACCUGUGAGGUCAAGAUGCACGACGCGACCACUACUAGAGAAGACUCCGCCGUCCUGACCACCACCGACAUGCCCUAUCUCCCCGUCACCAUCACCGCCACCGAGACCGGCGCCUCUAACAAGGCCACCGCGUCGGCGACCGCCUCGGCCAAGUCCACCCUGGCGACCACUGCCUCUGCCACCUCUGGUGCCUCGGCCAGCGCUACCGGUUCCGAUGCCUCCGCGUCUGCGACGGACAGCAGCAACGCUGCCCUGGCCCAAGCCACCGGCCACGCUGGGUGGGUUGCCGGCGGUGCCGCGAUGGCGCUGGCAUUGGCGAUGGCGUAGAGGGUUGGCUGUUUUCAUCAUGACGAAUAAUGGGGUUGGAUCUUGUUCUUUUCUUUUCUUUCCAUCUGCUUGCGUAAUUCAGCUCACUUCAGGUUUCUGAUGCCCCCCAGAUGAUUACCUUUGAUGCCUAUGCUUUAUUCUGAUGUAAUAUGAUUAAUACACCCUACGGAGAUCCGAAUACAUUCAUUCCGACA